AUGCCAGUCACUCAGCCAUCCCAGCUCAAGCCGGGCCAAUUAGUUUCCAUCGUCCUCAAAGCCGACCAAAGGACAGGACGACAAGUCCAGGGCACCGUCUCCCAACUGCUCACCCGCCACAAUCACCCUCGCGGGAUCAAGGUCAAACUGACCGACGGCCGUGUUGGGAGAGUCCAACAGAUUCUCACGCAGUCACAGCCUCUUCCGAGUAGCAGAAUGUCGUCGAAUAACAACCCCUGGGCAAACGCCGAAAGCCAGGGAAAUCCUUACGUCUCUCAUGCCUCGGAACAGCAGAACCAAGGCAGCGCCGGCGCAGCACAGUCCUACUACCAGUCCUCCCAUCCUUCGCAGAAUCAGCCACAGCAGUAUCAGCACCAGUCGUCCACGCCGGCGCAAGGGAUCAAUCGCUCCGACACCGAACAGCUGCUGGCGCAGCAGAGCGACCGGGCAGAGCAGGUCGAGCACAUGCAGCAGUACGAAGCGAAUGCUCGUCAGACAGAAGACGACAGGAUUCAAGCGCAGCUCCAGAAGGAGUUUCCGAACAUUGACAGCAGUCUGAUAGCUGCCAUCUACAACGAGAGGAAGGGGCAGGGCGAUCUAGGCGAGGUCCGGGAGUUGUUGCAAGAGUUGAAUACCACCUGA
This is a messenger RNA of Fonsecaea multimorphosa CBS 102226, 642 nucleotides long. RefSeq lists its product as uncharacterized. Bases 1 to 642 code for a protein of 213 amino acids. The record is from RefSeq and is a predicted model, not a curated record. The transcript has a single exon. NCBI's taxonomy places the organism in Eukaryota, Fungi, Ascomycota, Eurotiomycetes, Chaetothyriales, Herpotrichiellaceae.